Messenger RNA from Plasmodium relictum, 588 nucleotides. RefSeq names its product conserved Plasmodium protein, unknown function. The transcript is spliced from 2 exons. Bases 1 to 588 code for a protein of 195 amino acids. Lineage: Eukaryota; Apicomplexa; Aconoidasida; Haemosporida; Plasmodiidae. The record is from RefSeq and is a predicted model, not a curated record.
AUGUGCAUACAUAGAAUUCCAGGUUUGCAUGAAAAAUUACAUAGAUUUAUAUUUCGAAGAAAAAUUAGUGGGCCAUCUCCUCUAUACAAAACUCCUCUUAGACAUAUAUGGGCUAUUUUUUUUUAUAUAGAUAUUUUUAUACUAUAUAUUUACGUUUUUUCUUUUUUUUUUUCAAUACUUAUUCGCCAUGAAUGUUUUGAAAUAUUUCCAAUCAUAUUUCUUACUGCCGUUAAUCUAGUUUCAAGUCUUUUCAUAGAUUUUCUCUUUUUAUUAAUUAAAGACGAGGAAGUAGUAAGUGAAGAUGAGAUAAUUUUGUCUACUUUCUUUACAAUAUUAUUCUGUAUUAUUAAGAUAAUUAUUAAUGUUUAUAUUUUUUAUUACUCUCUUAAUAAUUUUGGAAAAAUUUUUGAUUCAAGAGAUAAUGAUAUUAAGGUAAGAUGCCAUACAUCUAUAACAAAAGGAAUAUUAUUAAAUUUUAUUGUGAUCAUUGCUUUUUCCUUUAUUGAAACAUAUAUUGAAUCAAUUCUUGCUUUUUUUUCUAUUGUUCACUUUAAAUCACAAGUUCAAAAAUAUGAAAUGAUUAUAUAA